ACGUCAGAUUAUGAAAACAGCCAAUGGCAGGCAACCACGUGAGUCUGGUAGCCAAUACAUACAUACGGUUGUAUACACACAUUCAUGAGAAGAGCAUUUCCACCCGGCUGAAGAAAAAAAAUCCCGUCAUUCUUAACAACACCAGUACUUCAACUGUUUGCGAAUUUUUGUUUUUCUUUUCUUUCUUGUUAAAUUCUUAAAAUUAUGGAGGCUUUGCCUCUUUCCUGUUUCCUACUGCUGUUCUUUGGAGCUGCUGUCUAUUCCAACCCUAUAGAACUUACACCGGACAAUUUUCAAUCAAAAGUAGUAAACAGUGAUUCUCUUUGGAUUGUUAUGUUCUAUGCACCAUGGUGUGGACAUUGCCAAUCCUUUAAACCUGAAUUCGCUAAAGCUGCUGAAAUUUUAAAGGGUAUUGUGAAACUUGGGCAACUUGAUGCUGAUGCUCACCGAGGAAUGGCUGGGGAAUAUGGUAUCCAAGGUUUCCCCACUAUUAAAGUGUUUGGGCAGCAUAAAUCUAAGCCAGAAGAUUAUCAAGGUGGUCGAACUGCAAAUAGUGUUGUAGAAGCUGCCAAGAAAUAUCUGUCUAAUAUGAUAUCUCAACGAACACGUGGUGGCGGUGGUGGCAGUAGCAGUGGUGGUGGCAGCAGUGGUGGACAUAAGACAGGCAGUGCUGAUGAUGUUAUUGAGCUUACAGAUUCCAACUUUGAAGAGAUGGUAUUGAAGAGUGAUGAUAUGUGGCUGGUUGAGUUCUUUGCUCCUUGGUGUGGCCAUUGCAAGAAUCUUGCACCUCAGUGGCAAAGUGCAGCUACUGAAUUGAAAGGCAAAGUUAAGUUAGGUGCUCUCGAUGCUACUGUCCACACAUUAACUUCUGAGAAAUAUGGUAUCCGUGGUUUCCCAACAAUUAAGUUCUUCCCAGCUGGUGUGAAAGAUGGUUCUGCUCAAGAAUAUGAUGGUGGCCGGACAUCUAGUGAUAUAGUUGCUUGGUCAUUGGAAAAAGUAGCUGAGAAUGUCCCUGCACCACCAGUCAAUGAGGUAAUUACUGCCAGUGUGCUCAAAGAUGCUUGUGAGAAAAGCCAGCUGUGUGUAAUUUCCAUCUUACCAGUCAUCUAUGAUUGCCAGUCAGAGUGUAGAAACAAUUUUAUUUCCAUAGUGGAAAAAAUGUCAGAAAAAUACAAGCGAAAUCUUUGGGGAUGGGUUUGGGCUGAAGCUGGAUCCCAACCCCAGUUAGAAGAAGCAUUUGGUAUUGGAGGGUUUGGCUACCCUGCAAUGGUUGCUUUGAACUAUCGUAGUAUGAAAUAUUCUCCACUUAAAGGAUCAUUCUCAGCAUCAGGGUUGAAUGAAUUUUUCAGAGACUUGCUGUAUGGAAAGUCUUCAACUGUUCCACUUCGAAAUGCCAAACUACCUGAAAUUUUGAAUAUUGAUGCAUGGGAUGGGCAAGACAAAGAACUUCCUCAAGAAGAAGACAUUGAUUUAAGUGAUGUAGAAUUAGAUGAUCUUGACAGCAAGCCCAAAUCUGAACUAUGAAUUGUCAGCCAGCUAUUUUUCCUUAAAGGAGUUGCAGGGCAGAUUUGAUGAUCUCUUUUAAAACAGCUCUAGUGCCAAGACUGGUUUUCAAUGCUGUUUUGCUUCAAACAACACCAAAUGGUCGUGUAUAUUUUUAAUUACAUUUUCAUCUUAAAAAUAUACAAACCAAAGAAAUAGCUCAAUCCUCUGCCUUUUCCUUCUGUUUGAGAGUAAUUAUAAUCUGAAAUUUUCCUUAGAAAAUGGCUGAAAGCUGUUAAUUUUCUUGACAAAAUUUUUAUCUAUUAUAAUGUGGUUGUUAUUAUUUCUAAUUUUAACAAGCAAUAUUCUACAUCAGAUCUAAGACUACAUGGGCAUUUACAUAAGGCAGACUGAAGAAAACCUUUUUUAUUGUUUUUCUUUAUUCUUUACCUUAUUGAUCUGCCUUGAUAGCUAUCUCUGUAACUCUUCCUUGCAACCAGUUUCAAGACAUUCAGCAUCAUCUUGUUUUCUGACCACUAAUGUUUGUGUCCUUAUGUGUAUUGUUUUCUAUACAUAUAUGUAUGUAUAUAGUGUGUCAUUUGUUAGUUUUUGUUUUGUUUUUUUUUCCCCCAUUCAGUGUUUACAUCAUUUUUUUUUUUUUUUUGUGUCCAGUUGUCUUAAAAUUCUGUAUAGAUCUGAUGUGCUGGCUCAGUUGCCAACAAUAUCAUUUCAGCCUGGACUUCAACAAACCUCGUAUCAAGUGCUAUGUACUUGCUCAUUUACUGAAUAAAUUUGGUAUAAAAAACCUAUUCUUUCUUUGAUAA
Messenger RNA from Octopus bimaculoides (California two-spot octopus), 2306 nucleotides. RefSeq names its product protein disulfide-isomerase A6 homolog. Gene Ontology annotation, biological process: response to endoplasmic reticulum stress. The record is from RefSeq and is a predicted model, not a curated record. Gene Ontology annotation, cellular component: endoplasmic reticulum lumen. NCBI's taxonomy places the organism in Eukaryota, Metazoa, Mollusca, Cephalopoda, Octopoda, Octopodidae. Gene Ontology annotation, molecular function: protein-disulfide reductase activity; protein disulfide isomerase activity.